AGAAAGGUUUUGAAAAUUUCACACUUGGAAAUUUUGAAAUUUACCUUUACAAUUUAUAGAAAAAAAUUCUUCUCCAAUUUGCUUGUUUGAUACAGAAAAAAAAUUUCAAGUGGUUAUUGGCUUUAAUAUUAUAUGUUCAAUCCAAGAAAUAACAAUAUGAAAAGUUUUAAUGAUAAAAUAAUCAAGUUUUUUCAAAUUUCAUUUCAGAAAGCAUCCAAAGGAUUGACAACCAAAUAGAAACACACGAAUUUGUAGUGCUCAUUUCAUCAAUCAUCAGAAGUCAAAAAACCCUUCACAUCCGUCUUACAUACCGACAAUUUUUCUGGGCAAAGAAAAUACCAAAAAAUGUAUUCAAUCUCUUCAACGGUUUGAACGAUCAAAGCAACUAGAAUCUAAGAAGAAAAUGACUCAUAAUAACAAUAAUGAGGGGAUUAAUAUUGGUGAUGAAACUGUCAUUGCAGUUGGUGAUCAUCAUAAUUCUAUCGAAAUUGGAGUACAGAAUUCGGAAACUUAUGUUUCUCAUACUACUCUCCAAGCAGCAAGUCGUAGUGUAACCUGUCAAACUGAUGAACUGAUUUGUGAAAAUAUUGUAGAUGAUCAUACGUUUUUUUUUUGUAAUAUUAAUACUUGUGACGAUGUUAGUACGUACAGCAGAAGUGCAAGUAAAUAUUCUAAUUGAAAAAACUGCGGAGAAGAUGUGUAUUUUAUAAUUUUCUGCAUUUUUUCCAACUUGUAUCACCUAUUUCAAAUACUGUUUACAUCACUCUGCUUUCCUAACUUGUCACUAGGGCACUCUACUUUCGACAAUAGUGCUGCCUCUAUAGUUCUUACUCUAUACUAUACUGGAACGCGCGCGAUAGGAGUGGGGGCAGUGAGAAAGAGAUAGUGUGGUUGGGGUAUGUCCGCUUGUGUCACACGCACAUCUACUUUCUGAACCAGAAACAUCGGUCGAAAAUAUGCAUCGUUAUCAUUGAACUCCAGUAUUUAUAAAAUUUAGUGAUCAUAGAAAUAGAUUGUACCGUACGUAUGUAUGUACGUACUACACACAUCAAUAAUGGCGAAUCAAAAUUUGCAGUAAAUAUGCAUAAAUUUUAAAAUGGCGCUGUGUAAUGUCCAGCGUAGCAUAUACAAAAACUGCUACAGAAAUUUUGGAAAAAGCGAUGUUGAAUAUGUGAAUUCUUCAUCCCUUUUUCCAAGUGAGAAAGAUGUGGUCGCGAUUCCGUAUAGUAGGAACGCGGUAAAGCUCGCACAUGCACAGAACUGAAAUCGGCCGUGAUUGGCGCUGCCUAGUGGUAGCACUGCGCAGAAGAGAUUUCGGAUCACGCCGCCGACGCAAUGCAACAUACAACCGAUUUCAUCAGUUUUUAUCAAACAACCAUGAUAGCCGAUAACGAAUGCAAUACCCAGAAGAGGCGCAGUAAGGGGCCGCGCCGCUCAUAUUCAGAGGUGGCAGUCGAGGUGGCUGCCCCCUCCCCCACCCCGCCGCAGGAACAGGCUGUGGUGCCACCACAGCGAAACAUCACCGCUGGAGAACUACUCAGAGAGUUGAUGGCGCUGAGGGCUGCUGUGGCAGAGUUGCAGCGGCAGCAGCAGCCACCGCAGCCCGCUGCGGACAACGUGCAGCCGGAGCCGGCACGGGCGAAACCCAAGGGCGGCGACGGCACAGCACAGAAGAAGCGGCGGAACAACCGCCGCCGCCGAGGGGGCAACCGGGCACCCGCCAUCUACCACUAUUACUACCGUUAGUAAUAUUGGUAGAUGGCGGGCCGGCGACGCUGCCCCUUAUUAAUAAAUAAAUAUAUUUAAAAAAAUAUACUGCUUGUAUUGGUUCUUUUCCUUCCACCACAA
This is a messenger RNA of Athalia rosae (coleseed sawfly), 1848 nucleotides long. RefSeq lists its product as uncharacterized. Lineage: Eukaryota; Metazoa; Arthropoda; Insecta; Hymenoptera; Athaliidae. The record is from RefSeq and is a predicted model, not a curated record. The transcript has 3 exons. The coding region runs from base 1336 to 1746 and encodes 136 amino acids.